AUGAUCAUUAAGCGCGACGUUUCCAUCCCCACCUCUGACGGCCUUGUUCUCAAAGCAGAUGUAUUCAGACCAGAUGAAGAACAGUCCGAAUCUACCUCGCCGGUCAUCAUGACCAUGGGACCCUAUGGUAAAGGAGUAGAAUACAAAACUGGCUACACGGCCCAGUGGAACUGGCUCUUCAAGAAUCGCUCAGAUAUCCUCGCCGGUUCGACAAAGUCGUACAUGGCCUGGGAGACGAUCGAUCCCGAGAUAUGGACAUCUUGGGGCUAUGCCGUCAUACGAGUCGACUCCCGUGGCGCAGGGCGUAGUCCCGGUAUCAUUGACAUUUUUUCUCCGCGCGAGAUUCUAGAUUUCUACGAGGCCAUUGAAUGGGCUGGCGUGCAGGAAUGGUGCAACGGCAAGGUCGGGCUCCUUGGCAUCUCUUACUAUGCCAUCAACCAGUGGCUUGUGUCGGCGUUGCAACCCCCGCAUCUUGCCGCCAUGAUUCCCUGGGAAGGGUGUUCGGACAUGUAUCGAGAGACGUAUCGGCACGGAGGUAUACUCUCCAACACAUUCAACGAGUCCUGGUUCGCCAAGCAAGUGAUUACCAUCCAACAUGGCAACACCAACGGCUAUCAAGACCCGUGGCUCAAAGAAAAGUCCACGGGGCCAGAGACACUCGCCGAAGAAGAAUUGCAGGCCAAUCGAGUGAUCCCCAUCCAGAAUCCUCUUGCACGCCAUCUACUGGAUGACUGGUACCGUGAAAGGUCGCCAGAUUGGUCUCGCGUGGUGACGCCUCUGCUCAGCUCGGCCAACUUGGCUGGCUUUGGCCUGCAUGGCCGAGGCAACUUUGAGGGUUUCACGCGUGCCGCAUCGCGCCAGAAAUGGUUGGAGGUUCAUCCUGGGCGUCACGAUGAGGCAUUCUACCUCGAUCAUUCGAUUCAGCUACAGAAGCGAUUUCUAGAUUAUUUCCUUAAAGACGUUAAGAACGACUGGGACCAAGAGCCCCCAGUACUACUACGCAUCAGGCGACCCUCCCAAGCUUUGGGUGAGGUUCGCAAAGAACAGGCAUGGCCGCUCCCCAGCACACAAUGGAGAAAAAUGUACCUCCAGGCCGCAGACAAGACUCUGAUGGCUUCUGAAGCCAUCCAAGGAUCAUCGCUCACUUUUGAUGCCGCAACCAGUCAAGAUGUUCUUUUCCAAUCUGAACCUCUGCCGAUCGAGACGGAAAUCACCGGCCCCAUAGCCGUCAAGCUUUUCAUUUCCUCCUCUACUACUGAUGCCGACCUCUUUUUAACCUUCCAAGCGUUCUCGCCCGAAGGCAUCGAAGUAGAAUUUCAGGGGGCCUGGGAUCCACAUACUCCCCUGUCCAUGGGCUGGCUUAGGUCAUCGCAUCGCAAGCUCGACCCCACCAUGACCAAGCCCUAUCGCCCGUACCACAGUCAUGAUGAGAUCCAACCUCUUGAGCCCGGGUCCAUCUAUGAGUUGGAUGUGGAGGUCUGGCCAACCAGUAUCACCUUGCCGGCCGGUUAUACCAUCGGGCUUCGCGUUGGUGGGCGAGACUUUCAAAGGCCAGAGGCGCUCAACGACGACUCUCUUACCUGGAGGGAGAAAGGUGCAGGUCCAUUCUUGCACAACCAUCCGGACGAUCGAGGGUCUCCGACCUAUGCUGGGAAAACUACCAUUUAUUCAGGCAUCAGGACUAACUCUCACAUUUUGCUUCCAAUCAUUCCAUCCUAA
This is a messenger RNA of Talaromyces rugulosus, 1719 nucleotides long. RefSeq lists its product as uncharacterized. The record is from RefSeq and is a predicted model, not a curated record. The transcript has a single exon. The coding region runs from base 1 to 1719 and encodes 572 amino acids. Gene Ontology annotation, molecular function: dipeptidyl-peptidase activity. NCBI's taxonomy places the organism in Eukaryota, Fungi, Ascomycota, Eurotiomycetes, Eurotiales, Trichocomaceae.